ACGACGACGACGACGACGAAGAAGAAGACGCGGAAGCGAUGGACUCGAUGCUGAUGUCCACGUCCGCGGCGCUGUCUCCCUACCACCACAAUGUCGCCGACUUUUACCCCAGAAAGUUGGGGUCCAAGCCCGACGUGGUUCCGUCUGGCGUGACCGAGCGGAAGGUGGGCCCGCUGGACAAACCAGACAUGGUGACGGUAGACGUCAUCGAACACGACAUGCCGCCCAUGCACAAGAAGAAGCACGACACGUACGUCCUGGGCACCAUUCAUCCAUUCAGGAAGACACACAGGUCUUUUCCCGGAAAACUGUUGCAAGAAUUCCGAUUGGUCACGUCUGACAGACGGUCGUGGAGGAUCCUGCUGUUUGGUUUUCUCAACCUGCUGUGCACCGCCUGUCUGCUCGUGUGGUGCAGCUCCACCAACAGCAUGGCUCUGACGGCCUACACGUACCUGACCAUCUUUGACCUCUUCAGUUUGCUCACGUGUCUGAUCAGCUCCUGGGUGAGCAUGAAGAAGCCCAGCCAGGUCUUCUCCUUCGGGUUUGACCGUCUGGAGGUUUUGGCUGUUUUUGCCUCCACUGUGCUGGUCCAGCUGGGAGCCUUGUUCAUCCUCAAGGAGAGCGUGGAGCGCUUCAUGGAGCAGCCUGAAGUCCAUACCGGUCGCCUGCUGGUGGGCACGUUUGUGGCGCUCUUCUUCAACCUGCUGACUCUCAUGUCCGUACGCAACAAACCCUUCGCGUGCGUGUCCCAAGCGGCCAGCAGCAGUUGGCUUCAGGAGCAUGUCGCAGAUCUGAGCAGAAGUUUGUGCGGCAUGGUUCCAGGCCUGAGCGGCGUGUUGCUGCCUCGCAUGAACCCGUUCGUCCUGAUCAACCUGGCGGGGGCGCUGUCGCUCUGCGUCACCUACAUGCUCAUCGAGAUCAACGACUACAACAGCGUGGACACGGCGUCGGCGGUGGCCAUCGCCCUCAUGACCUUUGGCACCAUGUACCCGAUGAGUGUAUACAGCGGGAAAGUGCUCUUGCAGACCACGCCCUCUCACGUCAUUGGUCAGUUAGACAAGCUUCUACGAGAGGUGUCGACGCUUGACGGUGUGCUCGAAGUUCGCAACGAACAUUUCUGGACGCUCGGCUUUGGAUCUCUGGCCGGUUCCGCCCACGUGCGAAUCCGCCGCGACGCCAACGAGCAGCUGGUGCUGGCGCACGUGACCAAUCGUCUGCUGCCGCUGGUGUCCACGCUGACGGUGCAGAUCUUCAAAGACGACUGGACGAGGCCCCUCCUCACGGGGGCGCUCUCCCCGUCCUCCGCCCCGCCCCCGGGCGGCACCCCCGAAGGUUACGCCGGCCUUCCCUCUCUGCCGCCGGAGUCGGAGCGUGUGACGUCGACGCCCUCCAAGCCCGGCAGCCCGCCGCCGGAGUUCUCCUUUGACACGCCGGGCAGGAACGCUCAGCCCGUGCUGCUCCCGGCGGCCGCUCACCAGCGCCCCUACGGGGCCCCGACCUACGGCGCCGCUCCCCUUGGCCUCCGCGUGCCGGGACUGGGCGGCGGUUACGGGGCCCGGUUGGCGUCCUCGCACGACUACAGAACCUUGGGGGGCGCCGUGCACCACUACAGACAUUACACCCCCAAAUGAUUGGAGUAUGAUGGACCAAUCAGAACUCUUGCGGACCUCGCAGAUGUUCCACACAAGUUUGUUGUAAAAGUUACGAUUUUUCAUGUUGAUUUUUGAAGACGUCGUCAACAUUGUUUUCGUCAACUGCCUUUGAUUUUGCAAGUAUACAAAUUGUUAUACGUUACAAUUCUCCACAAGAGGUAAUAAACCUUAUUUAACAUUUUA
Messenger RNA from Phyllopteryx taeniolatus (common seadragon), 1835 nucleotides. It is a transcript of the gene slc30a6, whose product is annotated as solute carrier family 30 member 6. The transcript is spliced from 15 exons. The coding region runs from base 39 to 1631 and encodes 530 amino acids. Gene Ontology annotation, molecular function: monoatomic cation transmembrane transporter activity. The record is from RefSeq and is a predicted model, not a curated record. Lineage: Eukaryota; Metazoa; Chordata; Actinopteri; Syngnathiformes; Syngnathidae. Gene Ontology annotation, biological process: transmembrane transport; monoatomic cation transport. Gene Ontology annotation, cellular component: membrane.